AUGGCUAGCAGAGGGGUUGGUCCCAGUGCAUCAUUCGAUGGGUGGGGUGGGGUUCGGGCAGAUGGCGGUGAAAGAAGAGCUACAAUGGCAAAUGAUACAAGCAGGUUGCCGAAAUCGAAGAAGGCUUGUUUGAGGCACCUUGAGGCUUUCACCGUAAAGCCUCACUUACAAGGUCACCCGUUGGCAGUCGCAGUGGAGCAGCCACACCAACUCAUGCCACGUUCCUACCCGUGGGCUUCGGGUAAUAAGUACUACAUUUCUCCAAGACGUCAGCUGCUCGGCGCGGUAGUUCAGAAUCUGGACGUUGGCUUGUCACCAAGGCCCGCGUGUCUGAGCUCGAGACCGUACCGCAGCCACUUUGCAAUGCCGUAG
Molecule: messenger RNA, 372 nt
Organism: Opisthorchis viverrini
Lineage: Eukaryota; Metazoa; Platyhelminthes; Trematoda; Opisthorchiida; Opisthorchiidae
Exons: 2
Coding region: 1-372 (123 amino acids)
Source: RefSeq, a predicted model, not a curated record